AUGAAACACGUAGGAGCCUUGAUCUGCCCUCGCAGGUCGCGUCGGUUCAGCUCCGGAGUUCCAGAGGCGACUCUGUCCGCAAAGAAGCGACCUCAGUUCCACGACUACUUUGUUACCCAUUUGCCUUCAUCUUCGCUUCACCCGGACUCUCAGGGCCUAGCCAAUCCGUUCCAUAAGCUUCCUCGCGCCGAAUCAGUUCCACACACGGGCGAAACGCCCCAUCCUCCCACCUCGUAUGGCGCAUUGGUUGACAGGGAGACUACGGUGGUCCGAAUCCCGCUACGUAGCGCUAAGCAUCACUUCGGGGCGGCCACAGCCCGCGGUACGCGGCCGUCAAAUGAAGACACCUUUCAAGCCGGCGUAAUCGAUAUUCCCGCCUUUGCAAAGCGACCACCUGCAUCGUUGAAAAUCAACCGGAAUCUUCCAGCUCACGAAUCACGGGCCGCAAACACUGCGAGUGGAGAUCCUCAGACAUUCUAUUUCGGCAUUUUCGAUGGCCACGGGGGUGAUGAAUGUAGCACCUACUUGAAAGACAACCUGCAUGAGUAUAUUCAACAUACGGCCGCCGAUUUCGAGCUCCAAUCAAGCAUCCAGCCGGGUCCCGUACGUGGGAAAGCGGGCGAUGGCGUGGGGCCGUUGCCGGUGCUGCAGCAGGCCAAUCGGCGUAAGAUUGGCGAUCUUGAAAAGAGCCUUGUGCAGAGCUGGAGACGUAUGGUCGGAGGAUAUUUCAGGCGCUUUGAGCCCAGGCACUUCGCAUACUAUGGAAACAAUGGUGAGGAUUCAGCGUCUCCCGAUCAAGUAUCCAUUGAGGAAGUGAUGGAAUACGCUUUCCUCCGUGCAGACCUGGAGUUUGUCAAGGCCCAGGCGUCCAAGCGCGACGAUGACCUGACGCAAGCUGAGAAGCCCUUGAACGAAGAUGAAAUCCUCCACAGCCCUAGCUUCACCCGAACACCGAAGAUUGGUGGUCACUCGCGAUUCAAGGGUGGGAGUACGGGCAGCGUCGCCUUGAUAUCCACGCCCACGCCUACUCCCUUCUGGCAUCCAGCUGGUCCGUCGAGUCUCCUUGUAUCUCAUGUUGGAGACACCCGAAUAUUGCUCUGUUCUACUGCAACUGGUGAAGCCAUUCCUGUUACGUCAAACCAUCACCCCUCGUCGCCCAUCGAGGCAGGGCGACUACGCCGCUAUGCGGCCACUUUUGUGACUGAUUCUUUCGGCGAGGAGCGCAUGAGUGGACUAGCGAACACUCGUGCCUUCGGGGAUGUCCAGUCCAAGCGAAUGGGUGUCUCCGCAGAACCAGAACUCCGCCGGGUCGAGAUGGGUCCGGCCGAGUUCUCUUUCCUAGUCCUAUUGUCAGAUGGUAUCAGCGGUACGCUUUUAGACCAAGAGGUUGUCGACAUUGUUAAAGAAGCCCGUACACCUGAGCAGGGUGCCCGCGACGUCGUUGGCUUUGCUACCGAGGUUUCCAAGGAGGGAGACAACGCUACUUGUCUUGUCGUCCGACUUGGUGGGUGGGAACGCCGACAAGAAGGUGGCGUGGGAAGCCUGGGAACGAAAGAGUCUCGCGAGUGGCGACGACAAGAUGCCACUGAUCCGCGCCGGUCACGGAGGUGA
This is a messenger RNA of Penicillium chermesinum, 1611 nucleotides long. RefSeq names its product type 2C protein phosphatase PTC6 (gene ptcA). Gene Ontology annotation, molecular function: cation binding; protein serine/threonine phosphatase activity. The record is from RefSeq and is a predicted model, not a curated record. The transcript has a single exon. Lineage: Eukaryota; Fungi; Ascomycota; Eurotiomycetes; Eurotiales; Aspergillaceae. Gene Ontology annotation, biological process: protein dephosphorylation. Bases 1 to 1611 code for a protein of 536 amino acids.